Molecule: messenger RNA, 273 nt
Organism: Pyricularia pennisetigena
Lineage: Eukaryota; Fungi; Ascomycota; Sordariomycetes; Magnaporthales; Pyriculariaceae
Exons: 2
Coding region: 1-273 (90 amino acids)
Source: RefSeq, a predicted model, not a curated record
AUGGCGCCGGACCAGCACUGCGUCUUCUUCGUGUGCCGUGUUCUCAAUGACGGGAAUGCGAAGCGUGUCGUGGUAGCCAAGAUUGCCAGCCUUUUCAAAGCCCUUACCAAAGCCCUUGAUCUGCUCAAUGUUGUUGAUGCGGAACUCACGCACGUCUUCCGCACCACCGGGACCGCCGCCCGCCUCGAGGAUCAAAGUCACGAGGACGGCCCAAUGGCUGUGCGUGUGAAUGCAGCAACCAGCACGACGCUUGGUGAAGGCGGCCAGGAAUAA